UGCAUACGGCAAAGCGCUCUGAUUUGGGCAUUUUAGUUUUGACGCGGUUUUCCCAAAGGGGCUCUUCUAACCACUGACACCGACGCGGUUUCGACACGCAGGGCUGCUUUGGUCGUUUGCCACGGAACGCUCCGGAGCUCGCCGUCUGACUCACUGGCAUCCAAAAGUGUCAAAAGAAUUCCCGGAAAUCAUUUAGGCCACGAGUGGGAAUCGAAGGCCGACCCGAGUGUUUUCAAGUUUGUUUUACCUUGUCCGUAAGCGACUGCGAGCUUUCCGGAAUGUCCGUCCGCGUUUGUGUGCAUCCCGGCAGGAAAAAGGGGCGCGCUCAGGAUUAGCGAGGUUAGAGGUGCGCAUUGUUUGGACGGACCGGGAGGAAAAGAUGGUUCGGGUUCAGCGGGACGGGAAGCGGGAGAAGCGAGGCUGAACAAAGGCUCCGUUUCGGGACGGUGCUGAUUUUGGUCAAUUCAGUCAGUGGGGCAAAUAACUGCGAAGACAUCCUCAAUUCCACCGACACGCCUCCCCAUGAGGAAGCAGGAUCUGGAUUCGCUGAGGUCACCACCUCGGCGGCGAGGCCCCGGGGACGGAUGAGAUCCGUCCGCAGUUCAUAAAGACUCCGGUGGACGCGGCUCUGCUAAUUUGUGUGGACUUUGGGGACAUUGCCUCUACAUUGGUCUGACUGGGGUGGCGGUCCGGAAGGGGUUUCCAAACCACGGAGCGGUCCCCGCUCAUCAGCCUCCCCGGGGAGGUCUGUUCAGGGGUGCCGGAGACGAGGGUCCGUCGGCAAGUCGAAUCUCAGAGAUUCAAGAGGACCGACGUGGUUUUCAUCGUGGCCGGGCGACACUUGACCAGGUAGGUCUACACCGUGGGAGGGUCCACGGGGGUCCGCCCGACCAGUCCACAAGUGUUUUGUGGGCUUGGAGAAGGCGUUCGACCGUCUCCCUCGGGGAGUCCCAUGUCAUCAGAGUUUGGUCCGCAUUGCCGGCAGUAAGUCGGACUCGUAAACGGGUGAGGGUUGGAGUCUGGCGUGGCUGCCCUUCGUCACCGGUUCUGUUCAUGACUUUUAUGGACAGAAUUCCUUGGUCCAGUCAAGAUGUUUUAUGCGGUCUGCUUUGGUGACAUCAGUAUCGCGUCACUGCUUCAAGACGCUUGCAAGAAGCCUUGUGAAGUGGCCACCCCGACCCCCUUUUUGUCUUUUUCUUCGUCGGUAUUGCAUCUCGUUGUUGAGAACUUGUGUUACGGUCUGAAAGAACUGGAAAAUUGCAUCCAUCCCUCCAUUUUCAGAGCCGCUUCUCCUCACAAAGGUGGCGGGGAGUGCCUGGAGCCUAUCCCAGCUGUCGACGGGCAGGAGGCGGGGCGCGCCCUGAACUGGUCGCCAGCCAAUCAAGUGUUUGAAUGAAUCCAAAAAAAAAAAAGAUAUAUCCAAGUACAUAAACUCAGGUUUGUCUUAGCUUCAAAAUUGAAUUUUGAUUGUGGAUUACAAUUAUAAAAAUAAGCAUCGUUGUCGGAGCCGAAAAGCGAGCGCACACCCGCGGGAAGUGGAGAGUGGCGUACUGUCCACGUUGCAGCGCAUGAAAAGCCUGAGGCCCUUUUGUGGGUAAAAGGAUGAGCGCAAGGCAUGCUGGGACGUCCUCGCUGUCCCACAUUUCACCGAGAAGAACGAGACAAGCGAGACGUUCAUAAUCAAGACGGACACGCGCUCUUGUUUGUGUGCCGAAUAAAAAAGGUGAUCUUCUCGGCUUGCGAGCUGGGCAUCUUCGACCUCUUGACGGCGCCCCCGUGUGCCCUGACUGCCCAACAGGUGGCGGUGUCGUGCAACGCCAGCGUGGGCGGAACAGAGCGACUGUUGGACGCUCUGGUGGGCAUGGAGUUACUCCACGUGGAGACGCAGGAGGACGGGACAGCUCUCUACAGCAACAGCGAAGUGGCCAGCAUGUACUUGGCCAAAGGCGGCGCCAAGUCGCUGCACCACGUGGCGAUCUACCGGUCACAGACGGGCUACCAGCUGUGGAACAACCUAGCGGAUGCCGUCAGGGAGGGCAAGAAUCAGUACCAGAAGGCCUUCGGCAUCCCGCCCGAGGAGGUCUUCCAAGCCAUCUACAGGUCCGACAAGGAUAUGUUGAAGUUCAUGAGCCUGAUGAACUCCUGCUGGGUUCUGGACGGACACGACGUGGUGAUGGCGUUCAGCCUGGCCGGCUUCCGUGACAUCGUCGACCUCGGAGGAGAUUUUUUCCACGAUGAACUUCCUGUCGCCGACUUGUACGUCCUGGCUCGCAUCAUCCACGACUGGUCUGAAGACAAAUGCGUGAAUCUUCUCAAGAGGAUCUGCGACGUCUGCAGACCAGGCGGCGGCGUUCUGCUGGUGGAGGCCACGCUUCUGGAGAGCCGGCGCGGGCCCGUCCACACGCAGCUCCUCUCGCUCAACAUGCUGCUGCAGACGGAGGGCCGCGAGCGUCCGGCGUCCCAGUACGCCGGCUUGCUCCGGCGCAGCGGCUUCCGCGACGUCCAAGUGUGCCGCACGGGCAAGACCUACGACGCCAUCUUGGCUCUCAAAUAGGAAGAAACGGGAUUCAUUUGCGUCUGCGCGUCCUCGUCGAUUGAGGUGACCUUCGUGAAUCGAUGCGUGCGGAUGAAAAUAAAUGACGGCCUCACACGGUUCCACGACCAAAUCAAUCGCGUCGCUAAUCAGGGGCAGGCUUCCGCCGCCCGAUUGAUUGCGGUAUGGCAUCUCAAUAGAUGACUUCUUGCGCUUUUCGCGUCAUCUUUUUGCAUCUGAAGUGGUAUGUCGUGCGUCGUCUUCUUCUUCUUUCGCAGCUCAACCGUCGUCACGCGUGACCUCCCUCACCACAUCCAUCAACCUUUCCUUUGGUCUUCCUCUCUCUCUGUCUCUCGCUCUUCUGCCCGGCGGCUCCGUCCUCGGACUCUGGCGUCUCGUGACGUGUCCAAACCGCCUAAGUCUGCUCUCCCGAUCGAACCUCGUCUCCAAAACGUCCGACUUGGGCUGUGCCUCCCUCUCAUGAGCUCAUUUCUCAUCCCGUCCAAGAUGUCCAACCUCAGCAGCUUCCUUUCUGCCGCCUCCAGUUCUGCUUCCUGCGGUUUCGAUACGUACAUCUCAAGAGAUGACAUUUAUGCGAAUUAAUCAAUUGAGUUGCCCGCCCUCUGCGCCAGUACCCCAAUGAUCACUUUUCACGUUUAGAGUAGUCGUCGUUUUCAAUAGGAAAAAGAAAAUGGAAGAAAUCUUGGUGAUGGUGUGAUUCUCCUUUUAUUGUUUAUGGUGACUGGGACUGUCAGCUACUUGUAGUAUUAAAUGAGCUUUUAUGGCGAUCCA
Syngnathoides biaculeatus (alligator pipefish) is the source of this 3325-nucleotide messenger RNA. RefSeq names its product acetylserotonin O-methyltransferase 2 (gene asmt2). Bases 1616 to 2554 code for a protein of 312 amino acids. The record is from RefSeq and is a predicted model, not a curated record. The transcript is spliced from 7 exons. NCBI's taxonomy places the organism in Eukaryota, Metazoa, Chordata, Actinopteri, Syngnathiformes, Syngnathidae. Gene Ontology annotation, molecular function: O-methyltransferase activity.